AUAGCUGCAUAUAUUGCAGGAAAGCAAAAAUGAGGACUGGGAGGGAGGAUAAACCAUGCAGGAUUCCGGAACCAAUCGAUUUGGUUUCACCGGUCAAGGAGUUACAAACGCUAAGUUCUCUGGAGCUUAGCAGGUUAAUUAGGGAUGCAGACAAUGAUACUAUUCAAUGGACCUCCAGUGAUGGAUCAUCAAAACAGAUUGGUGUGGAAAACCUAGCAAGAUAUUUGGCGUGGAACCUUGUUGCCAGGUUUGUGCAAUGCGAACAAGAUGAAGAGCUUUUCAGAUACUUGUUAGGUGGGGUUAGAUUGUUGCAUGCCUUGUGUGAUCUUGCACCCCGGAGUUCUAAACUUGAGCAGGUUUUGCUCGAGGAUGUGAAAGUAUCUGAACAAAUGCUCGAUUUGAUAUUUUUCACAGUACACGUUCUUAGUCGCACUAGACAGGAUAGUAAACUAUUUUUGCUGCAGUCAGCACUGUUGGCCAGCAAUCUUUAUCUGUUAACAGCAUUUGUUUCUGCACAAUGGCAUGAGCUUUCACUUGUUUUGCUUGCACACCCGAAGGUUGAUAGAUUUGUGUAUGGAGCUUUUGUUGCUGUUAAAAGAGACAUUCAAGUUCUUCAAGUGAAGCUGUCAGCUCAAUAUACUAUGCAGUCUGAUCUUUCUGACGUCAAUCAUUUGUGCCAACACUGCGAGGCUUCUCUACAGUUUCUUCAGUCACUUUGCCAACAAAGGUCCUUUCGGGAGCGCCUUGUUAAGAAUAAGGAUCUAUGUGAAGAAGGUGGCAUUCUAUGGUUGGCUCAUGAUAUCAUGAAAUUGCCAUUCUGUGAAGAUUCUUAUCUUAUGGCUGUGGUUUCUAGGCUGAAAUCAAAAGUUUUAUCUAUUUUGCUGCAUCUUUGUGAAGUGGAAAGCGUCUCUUUCUUGGAUGUGGUUGCCAGCACUACUAACGUUUUGAAUUUAGCGAAGUCUACAAUAUCCCAGGUACUUAAUUUGCUGAGGACCAUGUUUCGUGGAGAUCUCAACGGGCUGGCUGCUUUCUCGGAUAAAACCUACCCAAGGGGACUUCUUCAACUUAAUGCAAUGCGUUUGACUGACAUUCUCUCCGAUGAUUCUAAUUUUCGAUCUUACAUCACUCUGAACUUUACUGAAGUUUUGACCACCAUAUUUUGGCAACCACAUGUGGAGUUUUUGUCUAGUUGGUGUUCAUCUGAAUCUCGGCCUUCUGAAGAAGAUGCUACUCUGGAUUACGAUUCAUUGGCAGCAGCAGGAUGGGUUUUGGGCGUGCUUCCAUCAUCAGAUGUUCCAGAACCCACUUUCAAUGCCUGCCGUGUUGCUCGGACUUCCUAUGCCUUUCAAAGAACGUCUUUACUCGUCAAAGUAGUAGCAAAUCUCACUUGUUUCAUUCCUGAUAUAUGUAAAGAGGAGAAGGAUCUCUUUCUUAACACAUUUCUGCAGUGCUUUCAGAAGGAACUUUCUAAUUUACCAUAUGGAGUUCCAAAUAAUUCUAGAGCCGAAAGAGCAGCUAUCGUUACCCAAAACCUGCGUGCCCUAUUUCUUCAUGCAGAAUCUUUAAUUCCUGGAUUCCUUAAUCAGGAUGAUGUGCAAUUGUUUAGGUUGUUCAUUGCACAGUUAGAGCCAGUAAUUACUCAGGAAACCAGUAUUGACCGCGCUAGGGAGAUUAAUGGUGGAGGUCAAGAAUCUCCAGAUGCAAGCGGCAAAGGUGGUAAUCAGAACGAGGGCAUUACUGACCAUUCACAUUUAGAAGAGAUUAACCAAUUAAAUCUAAAUGGAAAUGAAGAUCCAGCUAAUGGUUUGCCAAUGCAUGACCAGAGGACAGAUGUAGCUCAAACUGUUCCUGGUGGUGUUCUUGAAACUAACGGAGAUGCUCAGAAUGGUGUAACAAAUGGAUUGGAUUUAACCACUACGCAGCAGAGUGAGGAAAAGCAGUUGAGAAAACGGAAGCGCAACAUAAUGAAUCACACGCAAAUAACAAUGCUGGAACAGGCUUUACAGAAUGAGCCUGAAAUGCAGCGGAAAGCUGCCUCAGUACAGUUAUGGGCUGAAAAAAUUAGUCUUCAUGGGUCAGAAAUUUCUUUCUCACAACUAAAGAAUUGGUUGAAUAACCGUAAAGCCAAACUAGCCCGUACAGCUGCUGCUAAGGAUGUUCCUGCACCUUCUAAGGGAGACAACGUGGCUUUCAAUGAGAAACAAGGUGGCUCAGGAACUGAACCCGAGAGUGCUGAUGAAUGCUUUGAACCGACCCCAUCUACUACCCAAGUGACUCAAAGAAACCCAGAAGCUGGUACUUCUGUAAAGCACGAGCCAGGGCAAUUCGUAGUGCUUACAGAUGUGCAAGGAGAAGAGAUUGGUAAGGGUUGUGUGCAUCAAGCAAGCGGCACUUGGUCUGGAACCAACCUUGAUGAAUUGGGUCUGUGUGUUGUGGAUGUUACUUAUCUUAAAGUGGACAAAUGGUCCAGUCUUCCUCACCCGUGUGAUGCUACUGGUGCUUCAUUUGGACAUGCUGAACAGAUUAAUGGUAUAAAGAGGGUGCUGUGGGAUUCCACCAAACUUGUUCUGUCUAGAUGACACCAGACCAUGUGAUGUCUCUCUAGUUGGUUGGUCAAAAACACAACACAUAACUUAGUUUUAUAACUCUUAGAUUUAGGUUCGAGUCGCCAAAACUAUCCCUUGUAGAAAUUGCAUAUUCGAAGGGUUAUGUCCUUGAAACCUUUUUAAGGUAAGAGGCCUUUGCAGGGCUGUUCCCCCCCCCCCCCCCC
This is a messenger RNA of Erigeron canadensis, 2770 nucleotides long. Its product is annotated as nodulin homeobox. The record is from RefSeq and is a predicted model, not a curated record. Gene Ontology annotation, molecular function: single-stranded DNA binding. Gene Ontology annotation, biological process: flower development. Bases 30 to 2579 code for a protein of 849 amino acids. The transcript has 19 exons. NCBI's taxonomy places the organism in Eukaryota, Viridiplantae, Streptophyta, Magnoliopsida, Asterales, Asteraceae.